Rotaria sp. Silwood1 is the source of this 1626-nucleotide messenger RNA. NCBI's taxonomy places the organism in Eukaryota, Metazoa, Rotifera, Eurotatoria, Philodinida, Philodinidae. The record is from the annotation of a GenBank genome assembly.
AUGCAUCAAUUAUCAAACGAUACUAGUUCGUGGAAUUUAAUUGUUGUUCCACCUCCAUCAUCUUUACUUUAUAAUUCAAAUACUUAUGAAUCUAUGCCACAUAAUAGUACAACAGGAAAUGAUAUAAAUAAUUUAAUUUUACCAAUAUCAUCUUUAGUAAAUUCACAACCAACAACCAAUGAAACAAAUUCUGUUAAUUAUUGGGCAUUAACACUCAUAAUUUUUCCUUUAUUUACUAUUGUUGGUAAUGCACUUGUUGUUAUUAGUGUUUAUCGAGAAAAAUCAUUACAUACUGUAACAAAUUAUUUUGUUGUAUCACUUGCUAUAUCCGAUAUAACUGUUGCUGCUGUUGUCAUGCCAUUUGCUAUUUAUCUUGAAUUUAAUCGUGUAUGGGAAUUAUCUGACCGUCUCUGUGACUUUUGGGUUGCAUCUGAUUGUAUGGCAUGUACAGCAUCGAUAUUAAAUUUGGUUGCCAUUGCUGUUGAUCGCUAUAUAGCAGUAACAAAACCACUUAAAUAUGCUCGACAUAAAAGUCCUAGACGUGUUGCUAUCAUGAUUGUUAUUGUAUGGUUAACUUCAUUUUGUAUUGCUCUUCCUAUUGUUGGUGGUGUGAAUAAAUCUGAUGUUAUUGAUUAUCCUAGAGUACCUGAGCAAUGUGCAUUUUUUAAUAACAAAUUUCUUAUUUUUUCAUCGCUUGGCUCCUUUUUCAUUCCAUGUAUUAUUAUAUUUGCUAUUUAUUAUCGUAUAUUUGUGGUGAUUAUGAGACAAGCAAGAAAAAAUCGUAAACAAUUUCGACCAAAAACUAUUAUUGAAUCAUCUGCAGCACAUCAUCGUACAAAUGCUGAUCAUCUUAUAACAUCAUAUUAUCAAGAACGACCAUCAACUAUAAAUCAAACAUCUAUAACAUCACCUAUUGAUUUAAAUGAAACAUCACCAAUACAUAUAAAUACUUCAUUAGAAUCUCAACGUAAUAGUUUAAUGUUAAAAUUAUCUACACCUGUUUUAUCAUCAGGUUUAUGUCCUUUAAUGAAUGUAGUAUCAGCAACUAGUGAACAAAAUGAUGAUGAUGAACGUGAUGACAUUUCUUUCUUUGUUCCACAUGAACAAACUAAUGGAAAUAAUAAAAAUCAACAUGAAAAGCAAAUGGAAAAUAUUUCACCAAAUAUUAUUAAUUUUAAAACGAAAAAUCGUAGUUCACAAACAGAUAUUGAAAAUCAUUGUCAUUAUCCAACUAAACGUGUUAAAACACGUUUAAAAGCUAAAAUUAAUUCUGAUGGUUCAGCAGUACCAACAACAGUUAUAGCAUCAACAAAUAAUGUUCGAGUUGCUAAACGUAAAGCAUAUUCACGUAUGAAAAAAGAACGUAAAGCAACACAAACACUUAUUAUUGUUCUCAUAUGUUGGUUACCAUUCUUUGUGCUCAAUAAUAUAGUUAAUGCUUUUGUUAAGUUAUCAAAAAAAUCCACAGCAUUUCUUGUUAAUGAUUUUAUUUUAUCUUUAUGUGUAUGGUUAGGUUAUAUAAAUUCAUUUUUAAAUCCAAUUAUUUAUACAAUUUUCAAUAUGGAAUUUCGAAAAGCAUUUGCCAAAAUACUUUUCUCAUCAUGUCGAUUUUCAUCAUCGUCUUAA